AUGGUAUCGAAACUGCGUGGUGCAUUGAUUGUAUUUGAAGGGUGCGAUAGAGCAGGAAAAAGCUUGCAAGCGAAAAAGUUAGUGGAACGUAUCUGUGGUACAGGAGCACAUGCUGAACUGAUAUCAUUUCCAGAUCGCUUGAGUGACUUAGGUAAAUUCAUCGACUGUUAUUUGAAGAAAAAACUUGAAAUGCAACCUAGAGAAGCCCACCUAAUAUUCGCUGCUAAUCGGCAAGCACUUAUGCCUUUAAUGAAGGAGAAACUUUUACAAGGGAUACAUUUAGUUGUUGAUCGUUACAUUUAUUCUGGUAUUGCUUAUACGCUUGCGAAAGAAGAUGAAAGUGUAACCAUGGAAUGGGCAAAAAUGGCAGAUAUUGGUGAACUAAGGCCGGAUUGUGUUAUAUAUUUAAAUCUCCCACUCGAGGAAGCGCAAAAAAGAGAUGGAUUUGGUCAUGAACGUUUCGAUUUUAAUGAAUUUCAGAAAAAAGUGAAUAAUGUCAUGGUAAAGUUAGCUGCUGAGGAUGAGGAUCUUUGGCAAAUUAUAGAUGCCUCACUGUCUGUUGACGAAGUAUCUGAAACUGUUUGGAAAACAGUGGCACCAACUCUGAAUAACGUGGGAAAAUGUGACCUUAACUUUUUUUAG
This is a messenger RNA of Thelazia callipaeda (thelaziosis nematode), 642 nucleotides long. The record is from the annotation of a GenBank genome assembly. NCBI's taxonomy places the organism in Eukaryota, Metazoa, Nematoda, Chromadorea, Rhabditida, Thelaziidae.